AUGACGGUAAACUUGAAGCUAAUGUUCGACGAGCCUGUGAUUGAAACGAUCUGCAUCUUGGUUGGAAAGGUGAUGCUAAUCGUGGUUUCUGGAGUUAUGACUCAUCAUGUAGGGUUCUCCUUCAGCUUGUCAAAAGGUCCGACGCAGAGGGUGUUCCUUCAUCGCAACACUUCGGAACCACUGUGGUUUGAGCCGCAAGAGAAUGACAAGUUUCUAAUCAAAUUUCAAUUCCUGUUCCGGCGUUGCGUCGGAGAAUUGGAGUUUUUAGCUCACAAGUGCGUAGAGGUCUUCAUGCAUAUUUCUGCAGAUUCAAAUGAAGGAAAGUCGGAAUGUAUGGAUAUUGCUCUAGAUGAAAUACGCAAUUUGACAAGGAUAUCAAGCGAGACUCGCUCGCUCUUCUCGGCUCUCAUCAUGGAAGUGAAAGACCACGGUCAGCGAGCGAACUCAAUUGAGCCUAUUCCAGAGGAGGAGAAUAGUGCCGUUGUUAUCGACGAAAGCUGCUGCUGGUUAGAUAUCGAGGUCUGUGUUGUCAUCGGGACUGUUGCUGGAAUGGGCAGAGGAGAAGCUGAAGAUGGCGUUUCAUCAAUGGUGUGGGAAUACAAUGAGAUAUCUGCAGAAGAAGAAGCUCUCUAUCACGAGAUCGCAAGCUUUCGUGAAAGAUUAUCUAUCGCCUCGUUGCAUUCAGGCGAUCAAGACAUUGAGCAACUACGAAGAAGAUAUUUGGAGUUGCAGGCAUUGCUUGCUCGAAGAGAGCUGGGAGAAGCUAUUCAUGAGCAGCUAAUCAGGACUCAACCAUUCCUCCCCUUCCAGUGGCGCUUGUGCAGCAAGGGAACGGGACAGCAGGCGGGGAUAAGAGUCAGCUCUUCGAGUAUUCGUUGCUUGCUGCGAAUCCUGGGUCACACCGGCACCCAUGCUCAUUCAGCUGCGAACUCCUUGCUUGGGUUCCCAUCAGAGGACGGCGGAUGGGCAGAAUGGGCAAAGGGUACCUUGCUGAAGAAUCGUGCUCACCUGCACAUGGAAGACGUUAUUGGAAGAACAGGGAAGUGCUUCAAAGUGUAUCAGAUGUAA
This is a messenger RNA of Guillardia theta CCMP2712, 1068 nucleotides long. RefSeq lists its product as hypothetical. The transcript is spliced from 11 exons. NCBI's taxonomy places the organism in Eukaryota, Cryptophyceae, Pyrenomonadales, Geminigeraceae. The coding region runs from base 1 to 1068 and encodes 355 amino acids. The record is from RefSeq and is a predicted model, not a curated record.